AUGGAGGAAAGCCUGCCUGCCUCUCCAAGGUUAGCCCGAAGCCCCAGCGGCUCUGCCAGGGUCCACAGCAUCGAAGCCAUUUUGGGAUUUAAAGAUGGAAGUAUAUUUCACCCUUCCUACGUUUACAAUGGAGUCCCGCGCACCACUCCAGACGUGCACAGAGGACAAGCUGUUGUCUCUCCACUUCGGAAGGAGCACAACGCGGAUACUUAUCAAAGUGUCUGUUCUUCCAGACCGAGCUCCACAGUUAGUUCCGUGACUGAUGGUGAUGGCAAACUGUCAGAUGACGAAAAUCCCAAGAAAAAGCACAGGAGAAAUAGGACGACUUUCACGACCUUUCAGCUGCACGAGCUUGAGCGAGCCUUUGAGAAGUCACACUAUCCUGACGUGUACAGCAGGGAGGAACUGGCGCUCAAAGUGAACCUGCCGGAGGUCCGCGUGCAGGUGUGGUUCCAGAAUCGCCGUGCCAAAUGGCGUCGCCAGGAGAAGCUGGAAGUGAGUUCCAUCAAGCUCCAUGAAUCUACACCCUCCAUGCUGUCCUUCAGCCGCUCCUCUCCCCAAACCCUUGGCGCCGGCCUGAGCCUGGAGCCGUGGAUCAACGCAUCUCUUCCAACCUCCGCAUCGCUUCAAUCUUUACCUGGAUUCAUGGGGCAUCACCAGCAAGGCACCUACACGCCCCCGCCCUUCAUCAGUCAACAGUCCCUGAGCCACGGGUUGUCCCACAUGGGUGGCAUGUGCCCGCCGUCCUCUUACCAGUGCGCAGGCUUCAUGGACAAGAUAUCGCUAGAGGAGACAGACCCACGGAACACCAGCAUCGCUUCACUCAGAAUGAAAGCCAAAGAGCACAUUCAAUCCAUUGGUAAAACAUGGUGAGGAUGGAUGAAUGAACUCACUCAUGAACAUGAACUUGAAAUAAAUAAAUAAAACUCUGUCGAGUCAAUGCUCUUCAGAUAUAUUUUUAUAGUCCUAAAAUUGACAAUCAACUGUUCACUGUACAAAACUUUUUACUUCACCACUAAAACUGUGGUAAUGUAGUUGCUAUAGUAUUGGCAUUAGAACUGACACAAUUUAUUUUUUGAAUACCAUGUAAAUGGGCUUUCCUAGUUUACCGAAAUCAAAGGGUGAAGUUGUAUUCUUUAAACAAACGUUCCUACCUUCAUGAUUUCAAUUGCAAGAUAACUUGCAGAGAGACAAUCUAUUUAUUGCACUAAUAUGAUAGCCUAACAACUGUGAACAAUGUUUUAUUAUUUCCGUCGUAUGGCCGUACACUUUCUUUGUCCUUUAGGCCUAAAUAAAUGCCCUUACCUUUGUCUAUGAAUCACAAAAUGCAUACGCUCGUCUCGAGUUCCCUGUCUUUUAUAUAUUUAUGUUCCAGACGGCUGUUCCUCGACUUAAAGCUAAACCCAAACGAUGACGCAGCACUGUUCGAUAUUUGUUGUAGACUAAUGGUGUGCUGUUUUGCGCAUGGAUUUCAGUGCACUUUGGUGAAGUUUAAACUGCAAAUGGGCAGUGUAGUUUGAAGUGUGUUGCAGUGUCCGCAACUCUUUACCAAAUUAUUUUGUUAUUGAUGGUUGUAAAGUUAUUCUUUCAAUUAACGUUGGCAAGAUCUUG
Messenger RNA from Engraulis encrasicolus (European anchovy), 1611 nucleotides. RefSeq names its product retinal homeobox gene 3 (gene rax). Gene Ontology annotation, biological process: positive regulation of transcription by RNA polymerase II. Gene Ontology annotation, molecular function: DNA-binding transcription factor activity, RNA polymerase II-specific; RNA polymerase II cis-regulatory region sequence-specific DNA binding. The coding region runs from base 1 to 873 and encodes 290 amino acids. The transcript has 3 exons. The record is from RefSeq and is a predicted model, not a curated record. Lineage: Eukaryota; Metazoa; Chordata; Actinopteri; Clupeiformes; Engraulidae.